Blepharisma stoltei is the source of this 960-nucleotide messenger RNA. The record is from the annotation of a GenBank genome assembly. NCBI's taxonomy places the organism in Eukaryota, Ciliophora, Heterotrichea, Heterotrichida, Blepharismidae.
AUGGAAGCUGCCACAAAUAAAGCAAAAGAAUUUUUCGACCGGGCAAAAGAAGUCUUAGGGACUAAAGGAUUAAUCGCUGCUGGAGCAGUUUCCUCGCUAUUAAUUUAUAAGUUUGGGAAAAAAGUUGUCAGAGGGCAAGGAAAGGCUAUAAAAGGCGAAAUUGCUUUUAUAACCGGAGCAGCUUCUGGAAUCGGAAAACAAUUAGCGAAAAAUUUGGCUGCUUUGGGAGCUAAAGUGAUUAUUGCUGAUAUCAACUUAGAGGCUGCAAAUGCAUUAAGAGAUGAGCUCAAUGGCAAGGGAUACCAGACUAUCGCUGUCCAUUGUGACGUCACUAACAGGGCUUCAGUCUCUCUAGCAGCUGAAACAGCUAAACAGCAAUUCGGAGAUCCAACCAUCCUAAUCAACAACGCCGGAAUAGUCUCAGGAAAAUCAUUUACAGAGACCUCUCUCGAAGUUAUGGAAAGAACAAUGAAAGUCAAUGUAAUUUCUCACUUUUAUACACUUAAAGAAUUUUUGCCAGCAAUGAUUGCAGCUGAUAAAGGCCAUAUCGUCACAAUCGCUUCAGCUGCAGGGCUAUCAGGAACUGGAGGUCUCGUUGAUUAUUGUGCUUCCAAGUUCGCUGCUGUUGGGCUAGAUGAAGCUUUAAGAUCUGAGCUGAGAUUUAAGAAUUCAAAGGUGAAAACUACUUGUGUUUGUCCUUAUUUCAUAAAUACAGGCAUGUUCGAAGGGGUAAAAUUAAGCUGGAGAUUUUUAUUCCCAUUGCUAGAUGAAACAUGGGUAGGGAAAAGAAUUGUGGAAGCUAUAAGACAUAAUGAGCCUGUUUUGGUAAUGCCAUCGGCUGUCAAUAUGACUUAUGUUAUGCGUGCAUUCCUCCCGACAACUUGGAUGGAUCAUGUUUCCCACAUAAUGGGCUUCAAUCAAGCAAUGUCAACUUUUAAAGGAAGAGGAGCAGCGCUUUAA